AAGGCGCUGAAUUCGUUCUUUGACCCGUCUCCCGAGCAAGAUGUCAACAGGAUGCCUCACCCAGUUCCCGCCACAGGGGCUGCUGUUGAGCUAACUGAUCAUUCAACUACCAAUACUGUAGCUGCUGCAGUGAAAGCUGCAGGCAACUACCCACAAGAUGACAGCACUUUUUCUUUAAUUACUUGGAAUAUUGAUGGCCUGGAUUCAAAUAAUCUGCAAGAAAGGGCACGGGGAGUCUGUUCCUAUCUAGCUUUAUACAGCCCAGAUGUGGUGUUUUUACAAGAGGUUAUUCCUGUAUAUUUAAGUUACCUCCAGAAGAGAGCAGUCAGUUACACAAUUAUUCCAGGCAAUACGGAUGGUUAUUUUACCGCCAUCAUGCUAAAAAAAUCAAGAGUAAAAGUUUUAAAACAUGAAAUAACAGCUUUUCCUACAACCUCUAUGAUGAGAAAUUUAUUAGCAGUAUAUGUAAACAUUUCUGGCAAUGACCUGUGCCUUAUGACUUCCCACUUGGAGAGUACUAAGGAUCACAGUGAGGAACGUUUAAAACAGUUGAAACUGGUGCUUGCCAAAAUGGCGGAGGUACCCAAGUCAAGUUCUGUGAUUUUUGGAGGUGAUACAAACUUAAGAGACAAAGAGGUUGCUAAAAUGGGUGGCUUACCUAACAAUAUUUUGGAUAUUUGGGAGUUCUUGGGCAAGCCUGAACAUUGCCACUACACAUGGGAUACAAGCCAAAACAAUAAUUUGAAUGCAAGGUACAAGUGCAAAAGUCGGUUUGAUCGUCUGUUUUUCCGAGGUGCAACAGCUGGUGGACAGAUUAUUCCUCAGAGUUUGGAUUUGAUUGGUCUGGAAAAACUAGAUUGUGGCAGAUUUCCUAGUGAUCACUGGGGAUUGUUUUGCAAUUUAGAUGUGAUACUGUAAGAAAAAAACAUUUCACUUCUCCGAUUUUUAUGUUCUUCAAAAUUUUAAACCAGUUUUAAUGUUAAUUUUGAUUCACAAUCGUGUAAACUAAGCAGUUCAUUUUACUUGUUUGGGGAAUCCUUGCUUAGCAAAGAUAGAACAUUCCAUUUAAACUAUUAAGAUCCCAUGCAAUGCAGAAGACAUUUUAGUUAAUUUGUGCAUGUGUGGGAAGAAAUUAUUUUAUGUUGUGUAUAUUAUUCAAAAGAAUAGAAUAGUUUACUAAACACAUCGUAAUUUGUUUUUAAUAAAGCAUUCUUGUGAGUCCACUUUAAUGACGCUCUGUUCUGGUAGCUGAAAUGGGGAGAUUAUAAAUUCAGGAAGAAAAAGAUAAGACUAUAAUUUCAGGACCAUUAAUCCAUUGCUGGAAUAUCCUCUAAUUCCUAGUUCUUCCCAAGAAUCAAGGGUUGCUGUUAGUGAACACCACCCAAACCUGUUCUUCAGUGGCCUUUUCUUUGAGUGCUCAGCCCCUAACUUUUCAUGGUUCUACUGCUCCUUAUUUGUUCCCCGAGCUUUCUAACUGGAGGAAAAUCAAAAGCCAAAGAAGCACCUUCUGCAUGACAUACUUCUUCCAGGAGGUGGUAGGAACUGGGGCCAAAAGAAGAGACAACAGUAUUUUUUUCAUGGCAGAAAGGUGGUAGGGACACUGAAGGAGAGAGAGCUAAUCUGAGCAAGGGCUGUGUUGCAAAAGAACAGGCCUCUUCUACUUGUAUUUCUGUUUUCAAGCCAAGGUUUUGAUUAAUAGAAUUUAUGGCUCCAGUGUUAACUGUGUUUUUAACAUUUCCAGCUCUCUAAUUAGCCAACUGCUGCUGCUAAUAUACGAUGUCCUGCUAUACAGAAGCUUAGUACUUUAUUUCUUAGCCUAACCACUAGAUGGAUAUGAAAGGAAUGCAUAUUACAAUUGAAUUGAGUACUUUAUUUGGCCAAAUAUGAUUAGACACACAAGGAAGUACAGAAGCAUUUAGUAUACUUGCAAAGCAAUAGAGAGAAUAACAACAAUAGUAAUAACAAGUAAAAGGGAGAUCUAAACAUAAUAAAAAGGAUAAAUAAUAGUACAGUCAUACCAUAUGAGUUAAUAUACAUACAC
Protobothrops mucrosquamatus (brown spotted pit viper) is the source of this 2041-nucleotide messenger RNA. RefSeq names its product tyrosyl-DNA phosphodiesterase 2 (gene TDP2). Gene Ontology annotation, cellular component: PML body; cytoplasm. The record is from RefSeq and is a predicted model, not a curated record. Gene Ontology annotation, molecular function: single-stranded DNA binding; 5'-tyrosyl-DNA phosphodiesterase activity. Gene Ontology annotation, biological process: double-strand break repair. NCBI's taxonomy places the organism in Eukaryota, Metazoa, Chordata, Lepidosauria, Squamata, Viperidae.